CUUUUUCUUUUUUUUUUUUUGUAAUAACAAUGUCUUAUAUUCAACGGUUCAAAACAGUAUCAACAACUUGUCGUCAAAUCGAAUGGAAACAACGAUGUUUCUCCACUUGUACUUUACAAAAACAACAACAAUAUGGUGAAGGAUUUGCACCACCUCAAGGUAGCCGUGACACUAUCAAACCAGUACAUCGACGACGACGUAUUGCUACAUCGAUCCCUUCUCACCUUGGCAAUCCUUCCAAAGCUACUUCUGAUACCACCAAGUUGAGUCCUAAGAAACAAUACCGGGAAGAAUUACGAUCAACUCGUCAUCAAUACGCACGGGAAUUAUUACAAUUACAAGGACAACGAGAUGCUGCUGCUGCCACAAAGCGUAUGGAAAACGAAGAUCGACUUCAAUCUUUGAAACAUCAAUUGGAACAGGAAAAAUUGGAACAUUUACAACAUGAAAAGGAAGUCGUGGCCAUGUUAACUAACACGAAUAAUGUCAUUGCUAGUGAUCAAGAACUCAAACAAGAAAACGUACGUCAACAAAACCGUCUCGAUCACGAACAACGUAUUCGAUCCACUCGUUUACGCCAUUUGAUCAAAAUGUACCAUGCCACCGAAAACUUUGUCACCUUGGAAAACUUGGAUAGUCGUAUUGAUAUGUUGCUGGCUCACAAGGAUCAUCCUCCCAUGUAUACCUUGGCUGAAUUGAUGGUGACCCCUGCUGCCGAAGCUGAUGAAAUCAAGAACAGAAAAGAAUUAUUAAAUGAAGCUAUGGGUUUAUAGAUUAGAUAUCCUAUUUUUUGUUAUUUUUUAUUAUUUAGUUAAUUUGUUUAGAUAUAUUAUUUCAUAAAAAAAAAUAAAAACUUUGUAUAUUUAAAUAUCUAUCAUCAUCUAUUAUUCUCAGUACAUAGUAUCCAUGAAAUAAAUCAC
This is a messenger RNA of Halteromyces radiatus, 920 nucleotides long. RefSeq lists its product as uncharacterized. The transcript has a single exon. NCBI's taxonomy places the organism in Eukaryota, Fungi, Mucoromycota, Mucoromycetes, Mucorales, Cunninghamellaceae. The record is from RefSeq and is a predicted model, not a curated record. Bases 30 to 773 code for a protein of 247 amino acids.